Molecule: messenger RNA, 2403 nt
Organism: Morchella sextelata
Lineage: Eukaryota; Fungi; Ascomycota; Pezizomycetes; Pezizales; Morchellaceae
Exons: 2
Coding region: 1-2403 (800 amino acids)
Source: RefSeq, a predicted model, not a curated record
AUGACAGAAGAUGGUGGCUUCGUGGAUAUAAAUGAACAUCUCCACGAGGAAAUAUGCUCGCCCAGCAAUACUGCCGAAAACUCUCCACAAACGUCUGACUUCAAGCUUCAUCCCGCUCCUACAGAGCCGAAAAAGACCGUCCUUUCUUCAAGUCUAUAUUUCCUCUUGGCAUGGCAUAUUGGUACCGCCAUCUCCAUCCCGGCGACGGUUUUUGUUCUUUACCUGAACGUAUCAGAGUACUCGAUUGACCCCCGUCUUGGAUUGAACCAUGCUGAAACGUCGAAUAUUAUUGCUGGUCUGCAGCUCCUUGCCAAACUUCACGAGCUGAUGAUCAUCACCAGUCUGGUCAAUAUCACACGGCAGUGGAUACAGCGUAGCCUACUUGAUAGGAAGGGUACCCCACUGGGAUUGGUCGGGGCCGAACUAUCGAUAAUGAAUGCCAGGUAUCUGAUAUCGGACGGGUACUGGGCAGCGGUAAAGGCGGUAUUUGGUUCUUUCAGUCGAACAAAGGACCCGGAAAGGAAAUUACAACGAAGAAACCAGGGGACCAUGCUAUUUCUACUCGCCUUUCUGCCUGUGGCUUGUUUGUUGUGCUUAUUGGUAGGGCCCGCAAGUGCAACCUUGAUGAUUCCUCGACAAUACUGGUUUUUUAUGGAGAUGCUCGAUAUCAUGAGCUACUCGCCACCAGUCCUAAACUCAAACUAUCCCAACAUCUUCAUCGACUCACGGCUUUCACCACUCGAGAAUCAUGGAGGAACGGAGAGUAUGGGGUAUGAGAAUUACUGGAGGGCUUUAUGGCAAAACACUACCUACUCAGCAGAUUUCUUCAAUGAGCAUGACAAGCUUACCCACCUCGCCCCCAGCUUAGGAGUGGUGGCUAUUAAUAGCACCACAAGCUGGAGAAGAUCGCUGUCAGUUGAUGCUGAAUGGAAAGGAAAGAGCAAUUUCAGAAGCAUCAUGAUUAACAAUCUGAUGAUUUACUAUAGCGCUUGGUUUCGCUUUAGGGGACAGAAGCCCAAGGUUCUGCAGAAGUAUACUCAGUUCCCAACCCAAGCCACGACAGAGAUGACAGGGCUGGAGAUGGACAUUGUCUGCAGGUUGAGGGCCAAAAAGAGUUGUGUUAAUGCCUCUUCUGCAGAUGACAAAGAGUGGUGUUAUGUUCCUGUUUUCGAGGAACCAAUCAUGGGGGGACCUCUUCGAAGUAACAGGGACCUCCUGCUGAUCUCAGAUCAUAGGCCGUUCAAUUUCCAGCUGGAGAGCAAUUACGGAAAUCCCCCGGAUUACAUACUUCCAAAGAUGUACAUAACCGAGGGCCCCCGUAUAGAGGGUAAUGAACGAUUUACCAACUCCAUUGUGUUUGUUUUCGAAGAAUAUGUGGGAUCAAACCUCUUCGUUUGCAGUACCACCAACGCAACACUCAAAGGUGCCACCGUCAUUAUCUCCGACCUGACAGCGAUGCAAAGUCAUAUAAAAGCAGAGUAUCACGAAUACAUAUCUCACUUUAAAUUCGAUAACGUCACGACCACUCUAGAACCACCACGACCCUUGAUCUACCACGAACAUUGGCUCGAUACCUUACACAUGUACGACUACGAUAGAGAAAGGGCCGCGCUUGUGGAUCUUAAGAACCAAUCAGCCGAUGGUCUAGAGACACCAGAUUACAGCACUCCGCGAUUCUCUCGCGGGGAAACGAUCAAUUCGAAGUUGAAGAACUGGGGGGCUGCUGUUGUACAGUCUGCUACACUUUAUGGUGGCCCAAUCUGGAUGAGCGAUAACAAUUGGACUCGUCACCUAACUCAAACCGAGGCACCGGAGUUUGCCCCGCUCCCGGAGAGCCCGGUGCUACCGCCUCGGAGCUAUAUAGAAGCUGGGAUAGUCGAGAUCGCUCUCGGUGGUUCAUGGUUCAAUAUGCUCCUCGACACAGCGCCAAGCGCAUCCCAGUACCAAUCUAUAUACUCCCUCGUGUACAUUCCCCCGGCCAUCAAAGAGGCUUAUCCCGAACCAAUACUCAACUAUAGUUCAUCUUUCUACAGGCCUCUCGCUCUCCACCAUUUUGUGUAUGGAUAUCGCCUGUCGAGUCGCACCAGUGUCAUUGCAGCCUUUCUUCUAUCGCUUCACGCGGUUAUUGCUCUCGCCGGAUCAAUAUGGCAGCUGCGACAGAGAUGCGUUAUUAUCUCAUGGGGGAGCAUUCCCGAGUAUGUUACCUUGUGUGUUGGUAGUCUGCCUUUGACUGAGGGAAUCAAAAACACCUGUGCGGGUAUUCAAAAGGCGGAGACACUACAGCGCAGGAUGAGGAUUGGAGAAACUGUCAAUCAACAUUUAGAGAUAGCGGUCAUGGGAAGCGGCGGGGAAUUGAGCAUGAUCGAUGUGGAAAAGAAAAGGAAGUAUGGAGACUUGGACUGA